CCGCAGGAGCCAGAUCGCUGACUUGGUUUGGUUCCUCCACAUUGAUAACACCGCUUCUAGAGCCGGUCGUCAGGGGACAUUUAACCCGGAGAUUGUGUGCGUUUACGCGCGGCGGAGCUUUGAUUUACUGAGUGCGUUGCUGUUCGACAGGGCAGAGGCGCACGGGCAGCUGAGGGCUCAGCGGAGCUGAAGGUUUCUUUUUGGCGUCUUGGUGAUUCAAAGCGAACAGGAGGAGAGAUCCUGAGCCGGAGAGAGCGGCGGCACAAGGACUGCGUUUCUGCUUGCUUUAUCUUUGCAUUGUGGAACAUUUAUUCUCAGAUUUUCUUUUUUUCCCCAGUUCGUACGCAACGUUGCGAUCCUCUCUGGGAAAUUCAAUGUGAGUUGGAGAAACUGUUCGCUGCUCGGAGCGGAGUUGAUCCGGUGGGAGAGUGUUCGUAGCGCAGGCAGAAUUGUUGUGGAUUUUCAACAUCAAUUCACUUCUUUAAGUAGAACUGGUUUUCAUUCAAGAGUGAGCGGUUGGUGUAAAGCAAUCUAUCUGACUGACAAGAAACCGCUGUUUUCAUUGAAGAAAGACAUUUAAGCUUUAAUUUUGUAAUUGAUACCGAGGAGAGAGCAACGUCUGUGCGGGAAAGCGUGAAGUUCACUCUCAUCCCUUCUCAUCCCCACACUUCACCACCGCGUCCAUCAGAAUCUUUAAACCUGAACCAGAGGAGGGACUGUAAUCAGUUUGGCUUCGUCGGGGUUGCAGAGCAAAUAUGCCGCAGGUGGAAAUGAUCCUCUUCCUCAUCCUCAUCAUUGGGAUGUGUGUGUACGGCCAGGACCCGGCUUCCAAGGUGGUGUCCGACCGCUACGCCGUCUACUGGAACCGGACCAACCCCAGGUUUUACCGGGGCGAUUACCACAUCGAUGUCUGCAUCAACGACUACCUUGACGUCUACUGUCCACACUACAUUGGCCCGGUCUCUGACGAGCGGGCCGAGCGCUAUGUCCUCUACAUGGUGAACUACGACGGCUACAGCUCCUGCGACCACACUGCCAAGGGCUUCAAACGCUGGGAGUGCAACAGGCCUCUGUCGCCGAAUGGACCGCUGAAGUUCUCAGAGAAGUUCCAGCUCUUUACUCCCUUCUCCUUAGGCUUCGAGUUUCGCCCUGGCAGAGAGUAUUAUUAUAUCUCCUCUAUCACUGACGACAAGGGAAGAAGGAGCUGCCUUCGACUCAAAGUCUUCGUCAGGCCUCAAAACAAUUGUGUGAAAAACUCUGGGAGCGUGCAGGAAGGGGUCGAUUUUGACGAGAACAGUCACAACUCCCUAGAACCCAGAGACGGCAUUGGUCACGAGUCGCCGGAGCCGGCUCGAAGGGAUGUGAACUCCGUUGAUCGGCGCCAGAUUUCAGUCCUACUGCUCAGCUCUGCCCUCAUACUCCUGGCUGCCAUCUUGUCUUUAUAGCGCCCGGUCUGAAGAAUCCUCCAGGAAUUAACUGUCCUGAUUGGACCACAGGCCGCCAUACCCUGCAACCCCUCCCCUCAAGGAGCACUUUUAAAAAAAAAGAAAAAAAAAAAACACUGACAAUCUCUCUAGGUUAAAAGAGAGAGGAAGGGACUUCAACACUGAAGCCGUUGUUGUUUUUUGACUUGCCAACUAGUGUGAUUCUUGACUCGCUGGUGGGUGCUGAUGGUUUAGGCGCCUCGAGGUGACAGAGGCGGAGUCUCUUACCUAUUUGCCUCGCUACCGUUCACAGUAUGCAGAUUUUAAACAUUUCUUUGUGUUAAAGACAAGCACACAUACAUGCUUUUAAAGAUCUACACACACACACACACACACGCAGAACACAAACUACACAAUCAGUAUAAUCUUUAGCUUGAAUGGCAAAGAAGCACAGCAGGAGCCCUCAAGGGUUUACAGACUUUUACAAUUUUUUGUGUUCAGGAAAGCAUCACAUAACCCCCGAUAUGUAACAUGAUUAAACCUCACGUUUAAGUGGAAGAGGUUUCAAAAAUGAUCCGGGAGCCACACAUCACAUACGGGCCGAUGGAAAACAAGAAGGAUGUUGUUUCUAGGAGACUGUUGCCAAGGGUGCCAAGGAUGUAUGGUCUCAGACUGUGGACGACCCUUGUUGAGAGUAAAAAAUUAACAGAAACACUCUUCUUUUAGUGUUUGGAUAGGGGCGAUUUAAUGAUUGAUUAAUGUAUUUGGUUUUUUUAAUACGUACACGUAAUUCAAUUGUAGCAGCCAACACGGGUGUACAGUAAAAUAUUUGAAUGGAGCGUAGAAGUCAGUAUGGUAUUUUGCCAGGCAAAAAUGUAUUUUCAUAUUUAUUGUGAAGUCCGUGUGUUUUCUGUUCUGGUUUAGUCUGUAAGUACAGUAGAAAGGCAAUAAAAAGCAACUAUACUUACCCAUUACGUUAGUUCAUAUUAGGCACAGUUAAUUUGAUACAAUCAUACAGAAACACUGAGAACAGUUUAUGUAUCUGCUUUGAUUGAUUGCUGGUUUUUUUAAUUGUUUUUAACAAAGUCCAGGAAGAAAAAAAAAGUCUGAUGUGCUAUCAGGGUGUAGAAAUUGUAGAAUAUUUGUGUUUUCGAAUUUGUCAUUAAAAAUGUCACAAAUGUAGUUUUACUAUUA
This is a messenger RNA of Micropterus dolomieu (smallmouth bass), 2618 nucleotides long. RefSeq names its product ephrin-A5b-like. Gene Ontology annotation, cellular component: external side of plasma membrane; plasma membrane. Lineage: Eukaryota; Metazoa; Chordata; Actinopteri; Centrarchiformes; Centrarchidae. Gene Ontology annotation, biological process: axon guidance; regulation of actin cytoskeleton organization; ephrin receptor signaling pathway. The record is from RefSeq and is a predicted model, not a curated record. Gene Ontology annotation, molecular function: ephrin receptor binding. The coding region runs from base 756 to 1445 and encodes 229 amino acids. The transcript is spliced from 5 exons.